Molecule: messenger RNA, 4331 nt
Organism: Macrosteles quadrilineatus (aster leafhopper)
Lineage: Eukaryota; Metazoa; Arthropoda; Insecta; Hemiptera; Cicadellidae
Product: protein sneaky-like
Exons: 15
Coding region: 49-2310 (753 amino acids)
Cellular component (GO): membrane
Source: RefSeq, a predicted model, not a curated record
UGUGCUCGAAUUCGGAUUUUCAGUGAUAGGCUUAGGCCUAGGUGGAAAAUGAUUUUUUUAAAGCAAGAUAAGUAUGGUGGGAAGUUAAAUUUAUUAAAAAUCAUUCCUUUAUUAUUAGAAGGUGUACAAAAACAGACCAAACAACAGGUUCCAUUGAUGAAUCGUGUUAUUUUUGGGGAACAAAAUGAAUGCUUAAUCUACAGAAUGCUGAUCGGAAGUGUGUUCGGGUUAAUUGUCGGGCUUGCUUUUUACGAAUUCAUUAUCUCUGGCAUAGCCUUCCAGCCAUCUACAGUGUUCACUCUAGGAGUUGUAUUCACCAUGUUACUGACUCUGGGUUGCUCUCUAUCUUCUCAGAUCAGAUGCAUAACAUUGUUGACGAUGCCUUCAUUCUUCGGAAAGUCAGGGAGACACAUUGUGAAGGCUCUGAUCAUUAGUGCACUGAUGUCUGGACCUGUUCCUAACAUCAUGGUCAAUGUUGAAGAGGUGAUGAGGAUGUUUACCUGUAGCAACUCCAUGGCUCAUAACCUCUCUCAGGCUAGAUAUGAUCUUCUUGUCAAACCUUUCAAGAUUGCCUUCUUGAACACUAAGGUUGAAUCAGAAGAACUUAAAGAUAUGUUGGGAUCUGUAAACAAUGUAGUAGAGCCGUUUGCUCAAGAGAUAGAGGGAGUUGAUGAUGUCAAAUUCAUCCAAGAAGAAAACGACUAUAUGGAUGAAGCAUUGAAUGACACAAAAAGAAGUGAAGAACUAGAAAAUAAAUAUUCUAAUAAUUUAAGCAGGAACAUGUUUGACAUUAUAAAAAAUGUGAACAAGUCAACAAGUUUUAAAGAGUAUGAAUUAAAUAAUACAGUUACUGCUGAGGAAUAUCAAAAACAAUACUUGAAGAAAUUGGAAACUAGAUGUGAAAAUGUUAAAACUGGUAUGGGAAAAGCUUGCAAGAAGCGAUUUUCUAAUUUCAAAGACAAAUGUGAAGAGGCGUUACACUGGGCAAUAUCUUGGGCCAUUUGUUGGCCUAUGAAAUUGGACGUCAUCUGUGAUAUAGUUAAAAUGUUUACUUAUGGAGGAUACGACUGUGACCCUUCAUCCGUAGUCAGUAGUUGUAUUGGAAAAGGAUACAUAGACCUAAGAAAUGCACCUGAUAAACUUCAAAAUAAAGUUAUAGAAGAGCGUAUCCAGUAUAAACUAAUUAAGCCUCCUAACAUUGUAGGACUUCACUCAGUGGUUUCAAUUACAAAAGAAUUCAUUCAUGAAAUUUAUUUAAAAAAGACUUUAGCCGAUGCCUUCUUGACCAUUACGAGAACUUUUCUUGCUUUUUUGUUUAUAAUGGUAAUUUUCAGUGCCCAAACCUACCACAAUAACUACCUACGAUUCACAGACUAUGAUAACAUUUAUAUAACAGCAGAUUAUAGGGUUUUGGAUGCCCGACGCCGUAAAUACAGCAAAUCAACACUGCUUCCACAGACCAAAGUUGAGAGAAGAUUGACAGCUGAUCCAUACAGUCUGUCACUGUCAAAGGCAGAAAAGUCUGGUUUGAACAAAGAGUUUUGGCUAAUAUGUGCCCUGAUACUUGUUUGCUCAAUUGUUCUUGGGAUUGAUUUCGCUCUGAGUGAAGCUUUGGAUUGGAUAAAAAACAAUUUGGAGUUCUCAUAUUCAGAACAAGGACAACACAAGUUUAAAAUUGAUGUUGAAGGAAUUGGGUUUGUAGCUUCCCUUGUUAGAUCAAUUAUCCAAAGUUUCAACUUUAACAAAGAACUGAAAGGAGAAGUCAGUAACAGAGCAUGUUUACCAGCUGCAAAGCAUCUUGGCAUGAAAGCGUACAUAAAAUUGUACGGAACUUGUAUUUUUUUAUGUCUUCUGACAUACUCUGAGGGGUACUUAAAAAGACUCAGAAGAGCCAUUUGUGCUUUCUACUAUCGUGAACAAGAGAAGAAAAGAAUUGAGACACUCUAUAGGAGAAACAUAUAUGAUAGAAGGAAAAUGCUCAAAGGACAAAUAGAAGAAAUAUUCAAGAGAGUGAAAAACAAUGAAACAAUGUAUAACGAAAGAUGUCUCUAUCGCAUCUGCACAAGCGUACCGCAGCCUUGGAACUUUCCCUUGAGAGUCUUCUCUUCAGCUCGUCCAGUAUGUGUGAUCUGCGAGGAAAAUGAGCCAUUCCUUGUAUUCUGGAAACCUAAACACCACAAGUGUACAAAGUGUGAUUCUUACUGCUGUGUGGAAUGCUGGGUAAACUUUGGGAACAGCUGUUUUAAUUGUUCUGCAACAGAAAAAAUUGACUCUGAUCAAGCUCUCAGGCACUCUGUGACUUAUGGUUAGGCCUCGUUGUUUCACUUUCUAAUAGUGAAGUUUUGGAAAUAGUUUACUGUUUUAACUUUUUCUUGUUAUGAUAGUACUUGUAAUAGUUAUACUUUUUAUGAAAAUAGAAUUAUCAUAUUUAAAUAUUAUUUUAGUUCUCAAAUUAAUAGGGUAAUAAAAAUUAUGGAUAUUUUUUAUAGACAAAAUGCAUUUAUUUAUUAACCAAGGGCCACUGGUCUAGUGCUAAAAUGUUGAACUUAAGGCUAAGAUCCCAUUGGACGCAUGCUUGUGCAAGUAAUUUCGUGGCUCAUACGUGCGCAAGACUGCGCCUUGAAUUGAAAUCUGACGAGAUCGACAAAACAAGUGGUGACUUGUCCAUUGCUGCUCAUGCUGUCUGCCACCAGCAAGUGAACGCUUCCACAAGCUUACUCAGACUCCACACCAAAACAACACUAUUUGUUUCGUAGUUGCAAGCGUGCUCAAGUAGCAGGAUCUCAGUUCAGUUGGAUACCUUGACAAUGAGUCGAGUGAAAGUGACAUGCUAUACUAUGGAUACGGAAAAAUUACAUUGCCUGUUUAGUGUAGGUGUUCUUUUGUCCUGUAUGAAAGUCUCUGGCGCCAUCCUAAAAUAGGCCCAGUGAAAAAAAUUCUCAAGUUGUCUCAGCAUACUCUCUAUCAAAAUAAUCUUCCUCUCUGCUCACAAAAUACUCGUUCACCACUUUUCUCUAAUAUCUUGUUCAACCAACAAUAAAGACUUCAACAUACCACUUUCUAAAACGAUGUCCUUAUCGUCUUACAUCACCAUUUCAACUGACCUGUUUAUUAUAAUUAACUUGCAUUUGCUUGCAAUCAGUGUGAGCACAUCGCCGUUCUCGCAACUUGCAGUUGUGCGUCCAAUGUGAUCUCAGCCUCACUCUAUACUAGAGGCACAGAGUUAGUAUUCUGCUUGUCGUUAUUGGCCUUUGACCAUGUGGUAAUGUGAUCCAGUGUCAGAACCAAUGUAUUUAAAGUACCACUCUAGUUAGCAAGUCAUAGCCAAAACAUCAAACCUGUUGAGAGCUGAAGCUUUAAUUAUGUCUCUGCUUCAUCAUGAUAUGUAAGUACAGUAGAACCUUGAUAAGAAGACCCUUAUGGGGAUGAUCAAAUAUGACUCCUUAUCAAGGUUGACUCCUUAUAGAGGUUUGCAAUAACAUGCAUUUAAGGGCAAUAUAAAAUCAUGGUUAUUUAAAAAUGACAUUAGUUACCGAGGGCCACUUGUUAUUGAGGGUCUUCUUAUCAAGGUUCCACUGUAUUAAACAAUAUUGUACGAGUUUUAAUUUUAGUUCAUAUAUUUUCAAUUUUAACUAUCAUAAAAUUAAAAAUUGAACUUUAAAUACUUAUGCUACCUUUGCUAUCAUUCUUAGAUUACUGUCUAUUAUAGUUUGCUAACAAAACUAAUCCAAUGAAUUAUCUAGUAGAGAUAUGUAAAACCAUAGAUCAUCCACGUUUAGGUCUAUAUUGAUCGAAAUUUACAUGGUAAAGUUAAAUAAUGAUCAACUAAUAUGAACACGACUAUUAGGACCACCUUAAAUUUCAACAAGUAAGAACACAAAAAUAAAAGUAAUAGUAGAUGAAAAAAUAAUUUGCCUUAUUUCAUUUUUAAUUAAGUGGAGUAAUCUGUUAUAAAAAGGUUUCUAAUUAAAUUUGUUCCCAUUGUGUUCUAUGAAUGUCCGUCUCAUUAGUGACUACUUCAGUACGUACUUGCUUUCACUGUAAGUAUUGUUAGUAAACUGAAAGCCACUGUAUUUUACGAAUAAAAGUGUUGCAUUUGUAUACCCAUUAUAGGGUGAGUGGAUCAGUGAAUGAGUUUCCACUUAUAUCCAACAUGGGAAAAUAACCUAUUGUUAAGCUACAUUGUAAAGAAUAGUUUUAAUGUAUUUUCAGUUUUCUCCUGUACUUCCGUUGACAAAACUUAAUGUAUGAUGUACAGAGAUGAGUUGAAAAAUGAAAUUUAACGGAUAUAAAUCAUUACACCAAUGACUGUAUGAAGAAUGAAAUAUAUU